This is a messenger RNA of Anolis sagrei ordinatus, 1711 nucleotides long. It is a transcript of the gene ACTL6B, whose product is annotated as actin like 6B. Gene Ontology annotation, cellular component: NuA4 histone acetyltransferase complex; SWI/SNF complex. NCBI's taxonomy places the organism in Eukaryota, Metazoa, Chordata, Lepidosauria, Squamata, Anolidae. Gene Ontology annotation, molecular function: chromatin binding. The record is from RefSeq and is a predicted model, not a curated record. Gene Ontology annotation, biological process: regulation of transcription by RNA polymerase II; nervous system development; chromatin remodeling.
GCCAGGCCCCCCUUGGGCCCUCCCCCCUCCCCUCUUGGCCCAGGUAGAGCCCCCUCCCUCCCGCUGUCCCUGGUGCUGAAGCCCCUGGACCACCCUCAGCAUCCUCCGGGAGGGAGCCAAGGAGGCCAGGGGGGCCCCCCGGAGCCUGACUCUCAGCCGGGAUGAGCGGAGGGGUCUACGGAGGAGAUGAAGUCGGCGCCCUCGUUUUCGACAUCGGCUCCUUCUCCAUCCGGGCGGGCUAUGCGGGAGAAGACUGCCCCAAGGCGGACUUCCCCACCACCGUGGGCCUGCUUUCCCACGACGAGUCGGCCAUGGAGCUGGAAGGGGACAAGGAGAACAAGGCCGGGAAGGUCUACUACAUCGACACCAACUCUUUGCACGUCCCGCGGGAAAACACAGAGGUCAUCUCACCGCUCAAGAACGGGAUGAUUGAGGACUGGGGCUGCUUCCAGGCCAUCCUGGACCACACCUACAACAAGCACAUCAAGUCGGAGCCCAACUUGCACCCGGUGCUCAUGUCUGAAGCUCCGUGGAACACGAGGGCCAAGCGGGAGAAGCUGACGGAGCUGAUGUUUGAGCAUUACGGCAUCCCGGCCUUCUUCCUCUGCAAGACCGCGGUGCUGACGGCCUUUGCUAACGGGCGCAGCACCGGCCUGGUCUUGGACAGCGGGGCCACCCACACCACCGCCAUCCCCGUCCACGACGGCUACAUCCUCCAGCAAGGCAUCGUGAAAUCCCCUCUGGCCGGAGACUUCAUCUCCAUGCAAUGCCGCGAACUCUUCCAAGAGAUGAACAUCGAGAUCGUCCCGCCUUACAUGAUCGCUGCCAAGGAACCUGUCCGGGAAGGAGCCCCCCCAAACUGGAAGAAGAAGGAGAAGCUGCCCCCCGUCACCAAGUCCUGGCACAACUACACCUGCAACGAGGUCAUCCAGGACUUCCAAGCCUCAGUGUUGCAAGUGUCCGACUCUCCUUAUGAUGAACAGGUGGCCGCUCAGAUGCCCACCGUCCACUAUGAGAUGCCCAACGGCUACAACACGGACUAUGGGGCGGAGCGGCUCCGCAUCCCCGAAGGGCUGUUUGACCCUUCCAAUGUCAAGGGCCUGUCUGGGAACACCAUGCUGGGGGUCGGCCACGUGGUCACAACGAGCAUCGGGAUGUGCGACAUCGAUAUCCGCCCAGGUCUUUAUGGCAGCGUCAUCGUCACCGGAGGAAACACUCUCCUCCAAGGCUUCACAGACCGGCUGAACCGGGAGCUUUCCCAGAAGACCCCUCCGAGCAUGCGCCUGAAGCUCAUUGCCAGCAACAGCACCAUGGAGCGGAGGUUCAGCCCCUGGAUCGGGGGCUCCAUCUUGGCUUCGCUGGGCACCUUCCAGCAGAUGUGGAUUUCCAAGCAGGAGUAUGAAGAAGGGGGCAAACAGUGCGUGGAGCGGAAAUGCCCCUGAUGCGAAACACGGAGGAGACCCUUCCCCAAUUUCCCCCCAUCGUUCUGUGCUCCCCGUUUGUGUGAUUCUCCCACAAGGACCCCGAUAUCCAUGUCCAAAGACCCCCCUCCCGAGAAAGACCUGCUUGCCAAUGGCAGGAGGGAAGGAAGACUUGAACGCACAACACAACUCAACACAAAUAAGUGGCCAUUGAAAGAGAAGAGUCUGAGAAGGAAGGAAGGAAGGAAGGAAGGAAGGAAGGAAGGAAGGAAGGAAGGAAGGAAGGAAGG